This is a messenger RNA of Pelobates fuscus (common spadefoot toad), 6653 nucleotides long. RefSeq names its product A-kinase anchoring protein 6 (gene AKAP6). Lineage: Eukaryota; Metazoa; Chordata; Amphibia; Anura; Pelobatidae. Bases 131 to 5887 code for a protein of 1918 amino acids. Gene Ontology annotation, molecular function: protein kinase A binding; transmembrane transporter binding. The transcript is spliced from 14 exons. Gene Ontology annotation, cellular component: sarcoplasmic reticulum; perinuclear region of cytoplasm. The record is from RefSeq and is a predicted model, not a curated record.
CCCUAGUGGGCAGCAUCAUCUGUAUCGAUGUCACAGCAUUGUAGAGCAGGUCACAGUACCAGUCGCUCUCCGCCCAGAGCUUCCACCGCAGCGUGCGCAGCCCUAGAGGAGAUAUGAUCUGCCCUCCACAAUGAGUCUGAAUCUAGCAACGACCAGAUCUGAGGACAUGGAAAUUAUUGAGUCUCACAGCUCUCACGAAUGUGAGGUAGAUCCCCCCGUUGAGCAGGACUGUGUCCGACGAUAUGAGAGGCCCCCUCCUCUUCAUGCAGGAGCGGACUGGAAAAUAAUCUUACACCUGCCAGAGAUAGACACCUGGAUUCGAAGCACAUCUGAACGAGUGAGGAGGCUCACACAGUCCGUGCAGGAGGACCCUCAAAGUAAGCAUGUGGAUGUUCACCUAAUGCAGCUCAAGGAUAUUUGUGAAGAUAUCUCUGACCACGUGGAGCAGAUCCAUGCUCUCCUGGACACAGAAUUCUCCCUGAAACUCCUCUCGUACUCUGUCAAUGUGAUUGUCGACAUCCACACUGUACAGCUUUUGUGGCACCAGCUCCGGGUGUCCGUGCUGGUACUGAGAGAACGGAUUCUCCAGGGCCUGCAGGACAGUAACGGCAACUAUACCCGUCAGACGGAUAUCCUGCAGGCUUUCACCAAAGAGGACCAGGAGGACAGGCUAGAUGCUCUGACGGAGGUUGAUGGCUCAGGUCAGUUGACCAUUCGAUGCCCCUCAGAUUACCUCUCACUAGACUGUGGAAUCACAGCCUACGAAUUAUCAGACUACAGUCCUCGAGACGAGGAAGAGCCUCAGCCACUCUCUGCCAAGCCACUAGAAGCCUGGACCUACAACGCCAUGCAGCAGGAAUUCCCAGAUCUUGUCAAAGGCCCAGGACUGCUUAGUGUUGUCUCGGAGAAAGAGCAGAAGCCGAUGACUGUUGAACAAGAGAAUGAGCACAGCAACCCUCAAAUGGAAGAAUCAGGGAAGCAGCCACUCAGGUCAUUGCCUGUUUCUGAAAGUACCACCCCAAAAAGGCCACUGCAGGAGACCAGCGAUCAUGGAGGAGACUCCCCUACUCGCCCUUCUCUACCAAAGAGGGGACUAUUUCUAAAUGAAGACAAUGACUGGGGGGAAUCAGGCACUACAGGAACAUCUCUGAAAAUGAUUUCACCAUUGUCCACCUUACCUUCAUAUUCACCUGCACCUUAUAACCACCUUAGUCUAAGCCUGACAACCCCACACUCUCCUGCUGCUCCAUCAGCUCACAGAACCCAACCACAACCUGAAGAAGAUGGUGCACAGGAGAUGCAGGAAACUAAACAAAAAGACAUUGAGGAGCCCCAGUGUCUAAAUGGCAAUGGGCCCCUGAGUGGAUCCAGUCUAUCCCCAUGUAGCACACCAAAGGAGAGCCAUAUAGAUAUACAGGAUCAUAGAACACUGGAUUCUCCACCUCAAGAGGUAGGAUCUAACAGCUGGUAUGGCUCUGAUGAGUUCCUUGCACUUCCCUCACAUCUACACGAAGCUGACCUCUUGGCCCUGCACCUUGGCAACCUUUCCCAGCUUGUGUCUCCUUCCCCAGAAGAGUCAUUGCCAGCUCUUCGGGAUGUGGAGGACUGGGAGAUCAGCUCAGGGUCAGAAAUUGGGCCUAGUUCCCCUCGCUGCUUCUCUCCUAGCACCCCCAGUGACUUGCCCUUGCAUUCAAAAGAAAGUGGACAAUCAACACCAUGUCCAAUGGGGCAAGGGAGCAGUAUACGCCAGAACCGAGCGGCUCUCAUACAGAGACUCAUGUGGGAUAUACAGCGCCAAGACAAUGACAGACAUGUAUGGGACAGAAUCCAGGGUUUUGUUUCCAAGCUGGACCGAUUUAUCCGCUGGUUACAGGAUGCUAUGGAAGCCACGGAAAACUGGACCCCUCCCCUGGCGGAGACAGAGGCCUUACAGCAAUAUCUACACACUCACUUGAACUUUAAGCAGAGUGUGGAUGGACACUGCGCUCUGAAGGACGCGGUACUGGAGGAGGGACACCGGCUGAUGGAAGUACUCGUGUCACACAGACCAGGUUUCCUUGAGAUGUUACAAAUGAUCUCUGUUCAAUGGAAAGAGUUACAAAAGCAAAUACGGAGGCAGCACGGCUGGAUUCUGAGUUGCCUGGACACCAUUAAGGCUGAGAUACUACAGAGUGAUGAAAACAGCGAGGAAGUGUCUGAAACAAAGCCAAAUGGUGCCUCUAGCUCCAGGGAAGCUCAGAGAGAUGCAGUGUCCCAGAUGUCGCAGCAGCUGAGCAGUGCACAAUACUCCCCAAAUCCUCCCAGCAACUGCACUCCAAAGUCCCCAGAACGCACUCUAAGAAGUGACAGCACGCAGGAGAUUGAAGCCGAAUGCGAGGAAUUUUGGGACUGGUUGCUUGACAUGGACGCUACGGUUAAGAAUAGCCUUGGGCUUCUAGUGUCUGAGGAUCAGCAUCUACAGAUGUGCAAGAGAUGUAGGGUGGAGAUGUCAUUAAGAGAAGACCGGGUCCAAGCACUCCUAAGCCAGCUGGCAUCAAUGAGGAAUAAAGGAACUCGACUCCCUGACAGUAUCCUAGAGAGGGAAGGGUUGAUCCGAGAGAAGUGGGAGAUGUUGAAGAAGUCUCUGUCGGAGGCUCUCUCAACCGGUUCUCCCCAGCCGGUCCUAUCUCCUGGGAGUGGAAACUUGGUUCAACAGCUGGAGCAAAGAGUGAAGGAGCUGAAAUCCUGGCUUAGAGACACAGAACUUGCCCUGUAUAACUCGAGCUUGAGACUCGAUGAGGAAGGUGACGGGAAAACAAAAGAAAGACUCCAGAGAGAGCUGCAAAGAUUCCAGUCUCUUUGUUCGGAGCUCAGACUGCGUCGGCGUGGGGUGGCGUCAGUCCUACGCCUGUGUCACCACCUUCUUGGUCUCCAGGAACAAACUCCACAGCAGGAUCCUCCUAGCUUACAGCUCCUGAGUGUCAACCUGGAGAGACGAUGGGAAGCCAUAGUUAUGCAGAGUACACAGUGGCAAAGACGGCUGCAGAGGGAACUUGGGGAUGAACAGGAAAUAGAUCUGCUAGUGGACCCAGAUUGGGCAGAUUUAAGCAACGCAGGAGUAGAGGAGGCUUUGGAAUGGGAUGAGACAGACAUAACGGUGGAACCUUCAUGCGACACCGAAGAUUCCAAACACGUAGCACCAGAUACUCCUUCAGCAUAUGAAACAUGUUAUUCAGGCCAAGCUGGCCCCACGUAUCCACGCCAUCUCCAAUCUUCAGUAUAUCAAGUCUAUAGCUUGCAUAAUAUAGAACUCUUCACACCAAACAUGGAUUCCUCCCUAAGAAAAUACCAAAAGUUAGGGCCACUAGCUCCACUUCCCAUUUCUCUAUUACAGGGUAGUACCUUUUCAUCUUUGCCAGAUUUAGCAAAUGGAUCUCAUCAACCAAACCAUUACCAAUCCACAAAAAUCCUGGGGAGUUCUAGUGGCCAUUCAGAGAGUGAAAGUGGAAUUGCAAGCGGAGGAGAAGGAGUGACUGCUGCAAAUUCAGAAGGAUGCUUAUCAUUGGAUGGGGAGGGAAUGCAAAGUGGUCAAGGGCAAGUCGAGGACAUACAGCAAAUAGACACUGAUGCUCCACUAGCUCCGUAUUCUAGAUCAAAGCACCAUUACCCUUUUGCAUUAUAUGAUUGCUCCCUAUUACAAGCAGAGAAACUUAAACAGAUGACUCUAGGAAAAACACAAAGGUCCAUUCCAGGCUUUUAUUUUUCAAGGACACCUGGUCAAAUUGGUACGAACAGGACUAUGCUUCCUGUUAGCUCUGAAGACCAUAGUCCAGAAGAUAAUGUUGACUUUCAAGACCUAAUUGAGGUACUGAGCCCUCAGAAUUCUUCUCACAACUCUUCUUCUUUGGAAUCCCUCUCAGUGACUUGUGAAGUGCUUGAAGCAGAGCCUACAGCACUGAGGCGGAGUGUAUCUCUGGAGAGUUGGCCAGCCUCUUACAAAAGCAAUGAAGACUUGUUCAGUCAACAGGGCUCUGCUGAUAUCACUCCUGGGAGUGAGCCCAGGGAAGAGCUGAGCAAACGUACAUUAGACUUACUGAAAAGGUUGGAAGAUAUUGAAUGUCCAUCUGAGCAGAAGUUGAAACGUAGUCUAUCUGAUGACAUUACCCUAAGGAGUGGCUCUCAUGAGACAUCUCUGCCAGGGAUCCGCACUCAAGCAGAGAAAGUGACAUCAGAAAAUGAAGAUCUUGGCUCUGAACUAACAGAGUUGAGCAGCAGUGAGGAGCUAUCGCUAAAGUCAGAAGAUCUUGUAGUACUAAAAGGCAGACUGAUGGAUUCCAAUGCUAGUUUUCGCAAGCACUUGAGUCGUUCUCUAGCUGGGGAUGAAAGAGAGGCAAAUCUCAGUAUGAUUGUGAAUGUAUCAUGUACUUCAGCCUGCACAGAUGAAGAAGAUGACAGUGACCUUCUGUCUAGCUCUACACUAACCUUAACAGAAGAGGAAGAAGAAGAAGAGGAACUUGACGAACUCAAUAGAAGUCUUGGAAGUGAAGAUGAAGCUGGGGAUGGUAUAGGACUUCCCUUAGGGUCCGAUUUUAUCAGGCGUGAGCUGCAAGCAUGGAUUAGACCUACCUAUUUGUUGCCCAGAGAAAGAAGAAAAAUGAAUAGAGUAGUACAGGAAAUAACAGGAACACCAAAAGUUGACAAGAGCUGGAAGAGUUCACUGAACAGAGAACAAGAAAAUAAUGGAAAUGAGAAAGAUGCAAAUGAGGAAGAUACAAGUAAAUGUUUGACAAAUGAAGAAGAGACUGUAAAUAACUCAAGUCAUCAAGUUGAUGACUUGGAAAAUGGAAAUGUUAACAAUAGACUGAGCGCCAUUAAGGACAAUGUAAGUACAGUAAGCCACUCUGUAAAGAAAAAAAAUGGACCUUAUCCAUGGUUAUCAAUAACCAAGACCGAGAAACUCCACCCUCCCAGCAUGCCCGCUUUGGCAUAUCAUAAACCCCGUGAACUUGGACCCACCUGCAAUCAGAAGAGCAACUUGCGAAUAACAUGUGAUGCUGUUGCAGAUGUAGACAUGACAGAUAAUAGUUGCAUGACAUCUGAAAAAACCAAACCAGAGCCUUGUCACCAGCUAACAGAAGAAACACCGGAGUCAUCUUGUUCAUGCCAUGGUUCUACUAAUGAGAGGACAAACAGUCCAGACUGCACAGUACAUGAAUUUGUGAAGGAGAUUCUGGGCAUGACAUCAACUGCACUUUAUGGGUCACCUCCAAAGGAUGGGCUGAAUAGUGGCACAGGAGCACAAAUCAGAGAGAAGGUAUUGGAACAUUCCCGCAGGCAGCUGGAGAGAGGAGACUUUUACUCUUACCUGUCCAUUUCUUCCCAUGACAGUGACUGUGGGGAGCUUAAUGGACCUGUUCGUGCUACUACACCGGAGAUGCUAGCACAAGACGAUGGAGAGUUUGAGAGCAUGUUUGAAGGCUGCACACAAGACAAGGAAGAAGAGCAAAUAGCUGACACAUUUACUGAUCUCAAAGGGUCUUCCGAUGUGGCUACCACACCACAGCUUGCACCAGGUUUCCCACUGAAAACCACCUCUACUGUCUUCAAGAAUCCACAGAGCAGAGCCCAAUCCUCAGGACAACAAACCACAACAAGGGCAUCUGUCCGAAAAUUCCAGGGUCACUCAGAAGGCAAUAAAAAAAGUAGUAGUACCAAGCUUUCCAGCAAGAUAUUCCCUGCAACUCAAGAGAUGUGUUCAGAACCACAGCAGAAAUGUCCUGUUAAGCCUACAGCUUCUAGCCUCCCAGUUCUGCAUAAGAGAGUGCGUGACCAGAGGUCGAUGACAGCAGGCAGCUCCUCAAUAGGCAGAGGUCAACAUAAGAAGCCAUCCAAUGGACCCAAAACCUAAAGGGAGCUGUAAUCGACCCCAUCAACUGCCAGGGUACCUCCAUUGCAGGUGUGAAGGUGACAAUGAGUGUACUGGCCUCCUCCGUUUUGUCUAACAUGGCAUUUGGGGUUUAUGUACAUUCAUGUUUUUUGCAAAACCAAAUUUUUUGCUAACCCCUUUAGAUUUUUUGGGAGUAAAAACAGGGUAUAAUGAGUAAAUCCUGCUGCACAAUGCCUGGCGAUGUUUAAUGCCUUGGGUACUUAUAAAUUCUUGGUAAUGGGUAAGUUAUUUUAACAAAUCCCAAAAUUCCAGAGUCAUUGUGUAUGGACACCGCUAACGAUGGCAUCAGCUAAAUACUACAAAAUUGUGGGGUAGCUUCAAACUACUGUUCCAGUAUGGAAAUGUAAUGUACUAUUUAAAAAACCAAACAAAACCAAACAAAAAAAAAAAAACAACACCAUCAACAACGAAGGUAUCAGGAGAUGAGAAAUAUCUAAAAAAACAAAAAACACAACAGAAAACAAACAAGUGGUUGGGAAGUUAAAAGAUCUACGGAAUGUAAACAAAUAAGAGAAAAUGGUAACAAUGAACGGACGUGGACAAUUGUGGUAGGUGAAUUCAGAAAGUAGUUUAGCAAGUGAGAACGUUUUAUACCAGGUUAUAAAGGGAAGUUAUAGGGAAAAUUCAGUAUAGCGGGUUCACUGCCUAUCAUUGAAUUCUGAUAGAGCUGUGCCCUUUAAGUGAGCUCAAGUCAGCCACAUAAAUGAAGGACUUGUUCACUUCCGAA